Messenger RNA from Eurytemora carolleeae, 1171 nucleotides. RefSeq lists its product as uncharacterized. Lineage: Eukaryota; Metazoa; Arthropoda; Copepoda; Calanoida; Temoridae. Bases 5 to 1090 code for a protein of 361 amino acids. The record is from RefSeq and is a predicted model, not a curated record. The transcript is spliced from 10 exons.
UUCAAUGUUUGUGACAACAAGCUGCUUAAUACCCCAAAUAGACGGUUAUCCAACUUCAAAAACAUCUUGCUCAGUAGGCCAUAGAUUGGAUAUUCCUCUUUAUGAGAAGCCAAUUUGUGAGAGACAAAUCUUAAUACCUUAUCCAGAUUGUCAAAUUCAAAGCAAUAUGGUUCUAUCUUCAGCUCCGGAGCAUGCUGCUGCUAAUAUAUUAAGUGAAACCCUUGCUUGGUCUGCACCAAUCAGAACAGGACCGAAAUGGGAGAUAUAUGUACAGAUAGAUUUUAGAACAAUUAUGAGGAUAACAAGGAUUUUCCUUGGGUUUCCUCAAACUUCUCGAGGACCUUCAAAGAUAAGAAUUGAUACUUCUAAAAACACAAAUACAUUCAUGAAAGGCGAAACUGCAAUCAUCCGCUAUGACAAGAAGUUGUUGAUUAAAGAGAGCAUUGUUGCUCGAAGUAUUCGACUUGUUGUGGUAGAAACUAAUGAUGCUACUCCAACACUUAAAGCAAUAUCUAUCAACAGUGUUAAAUUCUACGGAUGUCCAUUAUAUUCACCAUACAACAUUUCUGAGAAUUUGGAAGCAAGAAUGUCUUUAAAGGGUCCAGAAAGAAAAAAAGGGGUUGAAUGGUGUGCAUCAUCACAAGAAAUUACAUCAGAUGAUCCUAGACAAUAUAGACAAUUUGCUGUGGACACCUUACACGAGAAUAUCAUCUACCUCUGUGACGUAGGAGAGUAUAAAGAUGCACAACCUUGCUGGCUUUCCAUUAUACAAGGACGUUGGAAGGCUUUGCCUCUCUAUAUACACAGUAUUCUUGGAUUCAGCUUGGAAAAGGGAAGAAUGUAUUUGUUAGACAAGGAUGCUCAGGUUUACUUUUCCUCUGUUGACGGAAUACGACUGGAGAUCUCUAGGUUUGAUAAUCUCACGAUGCUCCUGCCAGGUUGGAUUCCAGCUGUAUCUGUGCCUGGAUUAUCUAUAAAUCAACUCAAUUUUGCAUGGCCUGAUUCCACUAUCACAGCUAACUUUUAUGGGUUGCAGCAAAAUGGAAACAAUAUACUCAACUGGCAAUCAUGUUGCAUCAACCCUAAUUGAAUAAACAUGAUGUAGAUAAUAACAGAAUGUGUAACGUGACGAUUUUUCAAAUAUUUUGAAUAAAGAUAUUUAUCUCUUUAA